AACUAAUCGUUCACUAAAAUUUAAUCCAAGCCAAUAGUUGUGAAUGAAAGUGCAAUACUAAUCUCGUACGUUAUUUAUUGGUGUUAGUGUAGCCAGAUGUGCCAUUUAAGCGAUCGGACGGUUUUUAUUUAUAAGCAAAUAUAAAUCAGCUGUAUCGUUUUACAGAACUUCAACUGUUGGCAACACACAUUUGCACAACAACAAUUUCAUUUGCAGAUUAAAGUGUUUUAGUGCAUUAUUUUACUUGGCAUUAAUUUUACACAUUCAUAAAGAAAAUGACGCUUCCGGAGUUUUUUGGUUGUUCCUUUAUCGCAUUUGGAACGCCCUUUGCGAUGUUUGUUUUCACAAUAGCGAAUGAUUCAAUUCGCAUAAUUAUUCUUAUUGCCGCAGCCUUCUUUUGGUUAUUAUCGCUCUUGUCAUCAGCCUUGCUCUGGUUCGCUAUUGUACCAUUACGCGAAUACUUAUGGUUUGGUGUAAUUUUUUCUGUGAUGUUUCAAGAGGGCUUUCGUUACAUUAUUUAUCGUAUACUGCGACGCACGGAGCAAGGCCUUCAGGCCGUAUCUGAGAAUCCGAGCAUAAUAGAAAACAAACAUAUUCUAGCAUAUGUUUCAGGACUUGGAUUUGGUAUAAUAUCAGGCAUGUUUUCAAUGGUUAAUCUCCUAGCAGAUAUGUCUGGACCAGCUACCAUGGGACUUAAAGGAGGUUCGGAGGUGUUCCUAAUAACUUCCGCGACACAAGCACUUGCUAUGAUAUUGUUACACACUUUUUGGAGUAUAAUAUUUUUUAAUGCCUUUGAUGUUAAUAAUUAUAUGCACAUAGCUUACGUCGUUGGUACACAUCUCUUCGUUUCGCUGAUUACAUUACUAAAUGUACAUGAGAUGUAUAUUGCCACGUUAUUACCUAACUACAUCAUUCUCUUAGCGACUGCGGCAUUGGCAUUUAAGGUAGCUGGAGGCAGCAAAGCCUCCCUUUUGCGUUUUGUUAAGUGCCAAUGAGACGAAAAUACAUGUAGAUAUACGUACAAUACUAAAAUAUUUGAAUAUCUUUGGCAUUGACUAAAUGAUAAAAUCAAUCAAUUAAUUUAUAAUGUAUCAAUGUAAUACUAGUUAAGACUAAACAGCUAGCGUACUAAUAAUAUAAGUAACUCAACUCAUUUAUAUUUUAAAUUUAUUUCAUGUGAAUAAUCAUGAUAGAACGUACAAUAAAAAGCCAUUACAAUAAUAGA
Molecule: messenger RNA, 1225 nt
Organism: Bactrocera oleae (olive fruit fly)
Lineage: Eukaryota; Metazoa; Arthropoda; Insecta; Diptera; Tephritidae
Gene: aph-1
Product: gamma-secretase subunit Aph-1
Biological process (GO): Notch signaling pathway; Notch receptor processing; positive regulation of catalytic activity
Cellular component (GO): gamma-secretase complex; endoplasmic reticulum; membrane
Molecular function (GO): protein-macromolecule adaptor activity
Source: RefSeq, a predicted model, not a curated record